Molecule: messenger RNA, 384 nt
Organism: Coccidioides immitis RS
Lineage: Eukaryota; Fungi; Ascomycota; Eurotiomycetes; Onygenales; Onygenaceae
Exons: 4
Coding region: 1-384 (127 amino acids)
Source: RefSeq, a predicted model, not a curated record
AUGGCACACAAGCGAAGACGGAAUGUGAUUCGAGUAUUUGAGGUCGUCGUGCAAUAUCGUGUUGGCAUGGGAUACAUCGGGACCUUCGUGGAUGUAAUUGCCAGGUUCCCGGUAUCCAGAUCCUUGGCCCAGAGCAAAUACAACAUAUCGCCCAGAGCCAAUGUCAUUCAACAGACCAAGGCUAGACCCAUCGAGCCAUUCAAGUAUCGCCUGCCCAGAUAUUUUGGCCGUGGGUACUGGGGCUUUCCGGGAUGUGGUAAAGCAUUGAAAUCCCUGUACGGGCCAAUACAAGCAUUCUGCAAGGGAGAUCAGGGAACUUCCUUGGUAUCCACUAGCUCGGUUGCAAAAAGAGUCGAGCUCUGGGCUUGCCAAUUAGGCUCAUGA